AAAGAGUUUAACCGGAUGCAAUACAUUCGUCUAGCCGGAAUUAGUUAUUAUAACGACUGUCGCCAAAUCCGAAAGACGACAGGAGCAGUUGAGACAAUUUCCUCGUGUUGUUAUUCGCUGUUGGAAAUCUUUGACACUUCUGACAAAUCUAUCAUUGUUAGUAGCAUCAACAAAAUGUACGGACUGUGUUUCCGCGCUGUUCGCCAAACUGCAGGAGUGAAGGCAACAAGGCUGCUGCAAAUGAGAACAUUCAGAGCCUCUGCAGUGUACCAGCAGCAGCCUUUUGACUCAUCUUUGGAAAAGCCACAGUUCCCCGGGGCCUCAGCUGAGUUUGUGGAUCAACUUGAGUUCAUCCAACCCAAUGUUAUUUCUGGGAUCCCAAUUUACCGGGUGAUGGACAGGCAGGGGAACAUAAUAAAUCCAUCACAAGACCCUCAGCUCUCCAAAGAGACCGUUUUGAACUUCUAUCAGAAAAUGACAUUACUGAACACAAUGGACCGCAUUCUGUACGAAUCUCAGAGACAGGGUCGAAUUUCUUUCUACAUGACAAACUAUGGCGAAGAAGGGACGCACAUUGGCAGUGCUGCUGCUCUGGACCCAAAUGACUUGGUCUUUGGUCAAUACAGAGAAGCUGGUGUACUUAUGUACCGGGGCUUUCCUUUGGAUCUGUUCAUGGCCCAAUGUUAUGCUAACGCUGACGACCUCGGAAAGGGUCGGCAGAUGCCGGUCCACUAUGGCAGCAAAGACCUCAACUUUGUUACCAUCUCCUCCCCUCUGGCCACUCAGCUUCCACAGGCGGCUGGAGCUGCCUAUGCUGUUAAAAGGGAAAACAUGAACCGUGCUGUCAUCUGUUAUUUCGGAGAGGGAGCAGCCAGUGAAGGGGAUGCACACGCCGGCUUUAACUUCUCUGCAACGCUGGAGUGUCCUCUGAUAUUUUUUUGUCGUAACAAUGGCUACGCUAUCUCUACCCCAACCAAUGAGCAGUACAGGGGGGAUGGCAUUGCUGCUCGUGGUCCGGGUUAUGGGAUGCUGUCCAUUCGUGUUGAUGGUAAUGAUGUGUUUGCGGUCUACAAUGCUACAAAAGAGGCUCGUCGCAGGGCUGUGGCAGAGAACCAGCCUUUCCUCAUCGAGGCAAUGACGUACAGAAUUGGUCACCACAGCACAAGUGAUGACAGCUCAGCCUACCGCUCGGUGGACGAGGUGAACUACUGGGAUAAGCAGGACCAUCCCAUCUCCAGACUCAGACAUUACAUGAUGGCCCGUGUCUGGUGGAGCGAAGAUGACGAGAGGAGCUGGAGAAAGCAGUCCCGCAAGAUGGUGAUGGAGGCGUUUGAGAAGGCCGAGAAGCGUCUGAAGCCCAAUCUCGAGUUGCUGUUCACAGAUGUAUACGAUGUGGUUACGCCCCAUCUGGAGAAGCAGAGGCAAGCCAUGUGGAGACACGUGCAACAGUACAAAGAGCACUACCCACUUGACCUGUACGAAAAAAAUUCACCCUGAUGGAAAUUAUUACAAUCUGGUGAAUUCAUCUGGGAGUGGGUCAGUACUGAGAGGGUCAUAAACUAUUGCACACCUUUUACUAUUCCUAAAGGCAUAGUUUUGAUAUAACUUGCCUUUUUUCCUGUAGAUUGUAUUUUCUGCGAAAUACCAUACUUCAAAAACCUUCUGGUUUUUGGUGCCUUCAGUUUUCCGAGUAGCUGUUUUCUAUAUAUCCCUACAACUGUUUUUGUUUCCGAUCAGGUGGUGCCAUUCAGACUGCUACUUGUAAGUAUAAAGUAACUACACAAAUCAAGCAAUAAAUGGUGACGGUUAAAUGUGCUCCAUCACCUGCUACUCUCAGUGUUUGUGAUGAUUAACUUGUUUUCUUGUGUAUCUCUGCUGUGUCUUAUUUGGGGAAACGUUUUAACGAUUCUAAGCACACACAUUUUUGACGACUGUGUGUCUUUUCAUGCUGUUACAGACAACACUAAUCCAAUAAGUGUACACCCACCCAGCUCCUGUUACAAUUUUGGUGUUUGUUUAGAAUAAAUUAUGCAACUGA
Messenger RNA from Cynoglossus semilaevis (tongue sole), 2038 nucleotides. It is a transcript of the gene bckdha, whose product is annotated as branched chain keto acid dehydrogenase E1 subunit alpha. The record is from RefSeq and is a predicted model, not a curated record. Gene Ontology annotation, biological process: branched-chain amino acid catabolic process. NCBI's taxonomy places the organism in Eukaryota, Metazoa, Chordata, Actinopteri, Pleuronectiformes, Cynoglossidae. Gene Ontology annotation, cellular component: oxoglutarate dehydrogenase complex. Bases 16 to 1497 code for a protein of 493 amino acids. Gene Ontology annotation, molecular function: oxidoreductase activity, acting on the aldehyde or oxo group of donors, disulfide as acceptor. The transcript is spliced from 8 exons.